UAGUGGUCACUCUGAACGCCUCAACCGGUUUGUCUGUUCGCUUUUCCCUCGUUCAACCGCUAAAUUUCGAAAAAUCCCACUAAUCCAACCAUCCAGCCAAUCAGCCAGCCACCAUCCAUCUCAACCAUCAUGGCGUUGGUCCACUCGGAUGAAGUGUCCUUGUACGAGGAUCAGCUAGGACUUUCAGAGAAACAAGGUCCCAAGGAUCAGCUAGGACUUCCAGAGAAACAAGGUCCCAAGGAUCAAGGGACCGGAGGGCCUCAAGGGCAUGGUGAUCACUUUGCCAUAGAAGGAACGCCCGAGAGUCCGCCACGCGAUUACGGAAAGCGAAUCCCCCAGAAGAGAACUCGUUCUUCGGAGACGGAACAUGAAGGGAUACAACGCCCUCAAAUCCCGGAUUAUCCCGACCGCUCGAUCGACCACAGUCCUCUGACUAAACGCCCGAGACCACAAACACUCGAAGAGGACGACCUAGAUGAAGGUGAGAUUACCAUAACAUUGCCCGGAUUAGAGGAACAAUUUAUGUCCAAUGAUAUUGGGCCCUGUGGUGAUGAUGGCGGAUCCAUUGGCCUGUUCCAAAGUCCGCAUUCAUCUUCGGAGAAGGAGAAUGCGGCCCCAUUGGCAGUUGUGGGUGGAUCUCUUCCGUUGUCGGGCGACUCGCUUCCAUUUUCUUCGCCUCCAUACUCGCCUGGCAUUGCCAAUUUAAGCGGUUUGUCGGGCGGUGAGAUCAGGGAAUUCCCGUCUUCGGCUCGUUCAAGUCAAACUAUUUACUAUGGAGAGUCCAGCAGCGAAGAUGACGUCACGCCCCGUAGACCAUCCCAAUCCAUUUCAAGGAGCCGCAAUGUCAGAAGGUCGUUGAUUUUCCUUCCCGACCAAGAAGAUUACUUGAGCCCAUCCAUCUGGGACAUUGAAGAUUAACAAGCUCCACAUCAGAAGAAAAAAUACGAAAUCAACCAGAUUCUAGUGCUAGGAUCCAAAUUCCGCUGCUCCACUCAUUGCAAUCAAUUUCGAAAGAAUCACGUGUUCCUGAUCAAAUCGUUCCUGAAUCAAAUCGUUCAUGAAAUUGUUGCCUUAAUCAAGAAUCAUAACGUGCAAACUUCGGAAUUUCAACUCCUCUGUGUGAUGUCAAAUUACUUCUCAACCAAACCUCGCAAAUCAGAAAAUAAAUCGGAAACGUGUAAGUUUUAA
Molecule: messenger RNA, 1188 nt
Organism: Tigriopus californicus
Lineage: Eukaryota; Metazoa; Arthropoda; Copepoda; Harpacticoida; Harpacticidae
Exons: 2
Coding region: 130-918 (262 amino acids)
Source: RefSeq, a predicted model, not a curated record